Messenger RNA from Dioscorea cayenensis subsp. rotundata (Guinea yam), 768 nucleotides. Its product is annotated as small nuclear ribonucleoprotein Sm D2-like. Gene Ontology annotation, biological process: RNA splicing; spliceosomal snRNP assembly. Bases 156 to 479 code for a protein of 107 amino acids. Gene Ontology annotation, molecular function: RNA binding. Gene Ontology annotation, cellular component: U1 snRNP; precatalytic spliceosome; U5 snRNP. The transcript is spliced from 5 exons. The record is from RefSeq and is a predicted model, not a curated record. Lineage: Eukaryota; Viridiplantae; Streptophyta; Magnoliopsida; Dioscoreales; Dioscoreaceae.
UAUUCUCUAAAUAGGGAUUAUUUGGGGCUGGACCGCGCGAAGACAAGCUCAGUUGGGUUUGGCUUCGUUUCGGCUCGAGAAACCCUAGCAAACCCUCUCAUUUCUGAAUCUCCCAUCGGCGACCAAAGCUUUCGAUCCGGCUUCAGAUCUUCAGCAUGUCGAUGGAGGAAGAUGCUAAUGGGGGAAAGAAAGAGGAAGAGGAGUUCAACACGGGCCCACUCUCAGUUCUGAUGAUGAGUGUCAAAAAUAAUACCCAGGUGCUUAUUAAUUGCCGAAACAACAAGAAGUUGUUGGGUCGUGUGAGAGCCUUUGAUCGCCAUUGUAACAUGGUUCUAGAAAAUGUCAGGGAGAUGUGGACUGAGAUUCCUAAGACUGGUAAGGGCAAGAAGAAAGCACUCCCUGUGAACAAGGAUAGGUUUAUCAGCAAAAUGUUCCUUCGAGGGGACUCUGUCAUCAUUGUUCUUAGGAACCCUAAGUGAGCUUCAUGACUUCAUAAGCAUUUUGCUUGCCUGAUAUAUGACAUAGCGCUCAGUUUGCUUUACUACAAGUGAUGUUAACUUGGAAGUACCCUGUCAUUUAUUACCUCUGUUAUGACCCAGGUGGAAAAAAAUCAUGUUUUUGAGGCUUGGCUACUUUGUAACAUGACUUUUGCGACUUGUCUUUUUUAUGUAGUUUGGUUCAUGGUUUUAAUUAUAAUAUGAUGUUGAACUAGGAGCUGUAGUUUGCCGGAUCUUAACAUAAUUGCAUUCUGGUUACUACUUGAUUUCA